AUGCAAGUUCUCGCAUUUCGGAAAGAGCUCAAAAUAUCAAGAACUCUCAUUCAACUCUUUAAUAUCAUUUCAGGUGUCAAUAUGGAUCCUUUAUCAAUUAGCGCGAGUAUCUCUGGGCUGAUAAGUAUCGUCAAGGAUCUAUCUGGAACUACUUAUAAAUAUUUUAAAUCUGCAAAAGGAGCCUCGGAGGAGAUCAAGCAGCUCGCAGAACAGAUGACCGUUCUGUUUGGCAUUCUAAAUAGCUUGAGCUUAGUGGCUUCACGAUUCGAUGAUGAGUCACGGACCUCAACCAUGCAGCUUCAGCAUCUCAAUAAGGCUGAUCCAAACAAUCCUGAUCAGACUAAGACUAGGUCCAGUCAAAAAGCUUACAAGUUGAAGAAAUCGCUCACGUGGCCAUUCACUACAAGCGAAACAAAAGAUCUCAUCACCUUGAUGGCAACUCAGAUAUCGGCAUUGACUUUAGCAUUGCAGGCUGAUGGGAUGAAUGCACUACUUGACGCUCUUGGAAAUCAAAGAAUGCAGAUGAUAAAAUUGGAUGAUAUUAAUGCGAACAUUUUAGCUGAGAGAAAAGAAAGAACACUGAGAGCAAUGAAUGAACAGCAGAAAGAAAUGAUUCAGUGUAUAUCACCCCAUGAUCCAAGUAAGAAAUAUCACGAAGUUGCUGCGAAACUUCGUCAUCCUGAUAGCGGCCAAUGGUUUCUCACCUGUGAGCCAUUCAAAGAAUGGCUGGCAUCAAAAGGGUCUAAAUUGUGGCUCCAUGGGAUUCCCGGAGCUGGGAAAACAGUGUUAUCGAGUUCCAUUGUCACAUUUAUCGCCACUAAGCUCCAGGGGCUCAAAGAAGACGAGUGUCUAGCAUUUUUCUAUUGUGAUUAUAAAGAUUCUAGGACACAUGAUUCCUUGGUUAUACUUGGUUCUCUAAUCAAGCAGCUCUCUCUAUCCAAUCAGCGUUGCCUCCUUAAACUCGAAAGUUUUUGGAAGCAACAAUGUUCAGAUAAAUUUGGAGGGCAGGGUGCUUUGAACUCAACUACCCCAGAACAUCUCUGCGAUCUUAUUAGAGAUAUGUCUAGCUGUGUUGACAAUAUUAACAUAAUCGUUGAUGCUCUGGAUGAGUGCGGUGAUGGACGAUCGAAGGUUGUGGAGCUCCUGUCACAAUUGGCCACCGACGAAUAUAACAAUAUCAGAGUUAUUCUCACAUCAAGAGAAGAAUUUGAUAUCGAACAUUUCCUGAAAGAUUUCAAAAAGGUGUCCAUUGCCGCGGAUAAAAGCGAUUUGAGGCUCUAUGUCCACGCGGAAUUGAAGAGACGCUUGGAAGAUAAUAGCUUGAUUGUUAUAAAUGAGUCCCUUAAACAAGAAAUUGCACAUCGAUUAGUAAAUGAUGCUGAAGGAAUGUUUCGAUGGGUAGUGUGCCAGUUUGAUCACUUAUGUGGCCUUACCAACGAUAAAGCAAUCCGAGAAGCUUUGCAAUCUCUACCUCCAACUCUAUUUGGGACUUAUGAGCGAAUUCUCGACCGCGCCAAUAGCAAAAGCAGUGAUAUCAAAAGACUGGUUCGCCGUGUACUAGCAUGGACAGUUUGUAGUCCUCUCACUUUACUUACAGGGGAUCUUCUAGAAGCUAUAGCCAUCAACCUGAACGAUAAUACCCUGAGCCAAGAUUCUAUGGCUAAUGAAAAACAUAUACUUAAAUGGUGUAGUAGCCUUGUUAGGAGUACCGGACAGUCUGGCGAAACACAAAUUGAAUUAGCGCAUUUUACUGUGAAGGAGUUCCUUCUAGUAAAGGUCAAACCACAAUCUGAUGAUGUUUAUGCUGAAUAUCGUAUCUUCAAAGAAUGGCAUUAUCUUCAUCUCGCAAAAAUCUGUUUAACCUACCUUCUGUUUGACGAUUUCAAAAAGAUUGGGAUUUGCAAUACACAGGAGGCGGUGGAUGAAAGAGAUGAAAAACAUCCGUUUUAUUGGUAUGCUUCUGAGCAUUUUUUUGAAUAUGCUAUUGAUCAUCAGAAUGAUGAGGACUUGCUUCAUUUACUGAAAGUUCUUUUCGACCCUACCAAAACGAAUAACUUUCUUUGUUGGAGCCAACAACUGAUGUCGGGUCACAAAUUCGAGAAUGAAAAAAUUGGGUAUAUGUGGGAUACAACACCAUUGCAUUUCGCUGCUCUACUAUCCUUGGAUAGAGUGUGUGUUUGGCUGGUUGAGAAUUCGGAAUUUCGGGUAAAUGUUAAUAGAUUUAGCGGUAUUGGUACUCCCCUCGCCUGCACGCUGGCACCGCAGCUCAUGCUUGUUCGCGACCACUCGCUUUAUAUUGAUCAUCCUGCAGUCGAUAACAACAAAUGUAAAGUUUUGAAAUGCUUGCUGAAGUCGGGCUUGGUUAUUAAUAAUGUUCGAAUCGAUCCCAGGCGGGACUGGUCACCUUUAGCAAUGGCUGUUAAUGCUGAUAUCGGCUGGGAUAUCCUACUCAAAGAAGGUGCUGUAAUCGACAAUACCUGCAUGACUGAACUGGAAAAGAUUGGACACGAAGAAACGAAAUUGGUCCGUAGAUUUGUCGAAAACGUGACCGAAAUUAAUAUAUCCGCAGACGUGAAAUCCAGAUUUACUAAAUUAGCACUCGAACAAAAAGAUACAGGCCUUCCCGUAUUAGAACUGAUCUCCAAAUCAAACGAUAUGAUUGACGUAAUUGGUCGAGAAGCUGCAUUGCAAAAGGCCUCGCUCUUUGGCCAAAUCGGGGUUGUGAAAGAUGUCCUUGCACAAUCGGAUCUUGAUAUUAAUUUUUAUGGCCCAGAGACUCAUGGUCUUACUGCCCUUCACAGUGCAUCUUUUAGUGGCCAAAUAGAUGUUGUACGUCUUUUGAUAGAUCACGGUGCUGCCUUGGACUUGAAAGUAUCUAAGCCAAGUUACUUCAGAGGGUUUCGUCACCUAACCGCUUUUAUGCUUGCAUUACUUAGAGGGAAAAUAGAAGUUGCUAUGCUUCUUGAAAAUUCAGGGGCGGAUAUAAAUGCGUUAGAUGAUCGCGGCCAUUCAACUCUUCAUAUGGCAGCGAGAUGCAGUGUUUCCAUGCUUGAGUAUAUCCUCCAUUCGCCUAGAUUCAAUCAGAACGUCUCUGUACGCUCCACUGGGAAUACCACGGUUCUCAUGAUGGCAGUCAUCAGUGGUGACAAAAAUAAUGUUGAAUACGUUUUGAAGAGGUCAAGUCUCUCUGAUGUAUUUGCAAGAUGUACAUUCCCAAAUUAUUCUGACCCUCAUAAUGGCUAUACCGCUCUCCAUUUUUCCGUCCAUUACAAUUCGCCACGAUCUAUAAUAGAAAUCCUUAUUCAAUCUGGGCUUGAGAUGAGCUUGAAAACUGAGCUUGGAGACACACCUCUGCACAUAGCAGCAGCUCACGGCAAACUUGGAUUAUUCCGAGUAUUGAUGUCGUUUACCGAACAAGAGGUGUUUUUAACCCCGUUAAGUGCUCGAGAUCCUUUCAAAUAUACCUCGAUUGUUGACCGUGCCGCCUACAUACAAGAUACUGCAAGCAAAUGGUAUUCGCCUUCAAUCUAUCCAUCAGACUACCCGACUGAGCCAUGGUCAUCAGUUUUACUAUCUAUCAUACACGGACGCUGGGUUAGCCGGCACGAAAUGUUCCAGGCGCUUCAGAUGUACCUUUCUAUGCCUGGUAUAAAUCUAGAACCGAAAGAUGCUGAGGGAAGAUCCCCAUUGGUUGUUCUCUGUCAAGAAUUGUCGAAACCGGACGAUCCCGAUAGAUGGGAUAGUUGGAUUGCCCUACACAGCUCAAUUGAUCUCUUGAUACGCCGCGGGGCAGAAAUUCUGAGCCAAGACGCUGUAGGAAACACCAAAAUUCACUACAUUUGUGAGGUGGCAUCUAUUCCACAUCACUUUGGGGCACUUCUAAUUCUUCUAUAUGAAUCCACACCAAUAUUACUAUGCUCCAAGCCAAAUGAACAUUCCAUUGAAUCAUAUUAUUACACAACACUGGAAGCCGAGCUAUACGAAGGUUCUCCUCUUAUAUCAAAUCUGAGUAACAAGCUGAACCUGCCGCUUGAACUACAAAGACGUCAAAGUUCCGGAAAAUUUUCCAAUUCAGCCUUGUUAAAUAUUAUUAAUAAUGAUAAUCAAACAGCAUUACAUGUGAUUUUUGAGAUGUUGGAUGUUAAACCAUACUCCUCUUCUAUCGAAAGAUUCGCUCUAGAGUUGUUAAAAUUAGCCACCAAAGAAGACGUUAAUAACGUUCUACCUGAUGGCCGGUCUCUUCUAAACAUAAGUUUUAAGAACGGAUAUGAUGCGCUAAGUCAGAGGCUUGUUGAUAUGGACAUAGACGUCAGAGCUUGCAAAGAGAUCGAUGGGGAGGACUUUUCUCCUCUUGAAUUGCUCUGCACAUAUUCAUCAGAAAAUCAAGAGCUGAUUCGAUCCAUGAUUUCUCGCCUAAGACCCGAGGAAUUAUAUGAAUCUAGAGAUGACUUCUUGAUACAUACGGCCUGCUCCCUAGGGUCGAUUGCUGUAACAGAAGAAUUCCUUUCUGCAGGAUGGAGCACUGAAACAACAAAUGAGAUCGGAUGUACGCCUAUUAUUUCAGCUAUCGAAGGAGGAGAAGAGAGCACUGUGGAGCUACUUCUAGCACAUGGAGCUCAUCUCUCAAAUGUAAUGUAUAAAUUUGGAGAGCUUGACCAACCAUACAAUCCACUCGAAUUCGCUAGAACGGCAACUAUGUGUCAAUUGAUUGAUUCUAAAGGCUUGAUCGACUGGUCUCCAGAGGCCCUUGAAGAUAGAGAGGAAGUCUUUAAAGGAGGUUGGGUACCAGGCAUCACUUCCGAUCCCAAUGAACCAAAUUCUUAUUCCGGCACAUGGGACUCAAAGGCAAUUUCCAGUAUCAGCGUAUUACAUGUAGCAGCAUACAAAGGCAAUAUUGAAGCUUUAGAAUUUGGAAUAGUUCAAAAGCAUCUCAAGGUUGAUGCACAAGCUAGCCUUGGUCUAACACCUCUAUUCUUUGCUAUAUUUGGCGACGAAGAGAGCGCGGUGAAGAUGCUCCUUCAACAUGGAGCUGAUGCCAAUGAAUGCUACGGUCCGGUUAAAGUAACACCAUUACAUGUUGCUGUAGCUGCGGAGAAUGUUUUUGUUAUCGAGAUGCUCAUCUCUCAUGAAGCCGAUCCCAAUUUCGCUAAUACGGAUGGAUGGACUCCAUAUAUGGUUGCAAGGUUGAAUUAUAAAGAUGAUAUCAUGGUAGAAGCACUACAGAAUUCACCAUCAUCAGCUUCUCCCCUCCAGAGAGUUGUUGAAAAAGGUGACGACACUUUUGGCACAGAUAAUCGCAUCCAUAUUGGUUUGGAGAGAGCUAUAUUGUGCAACGAUGUUGAAAUGGUCAAUGCACUGUCCAAGAAUGGAUGGAGUCCGGAAAGCACAUGUAGUUGCGGAUGCACAAUUCUUUUAGCGGUCCUCCAUAACGGGCUGCUGGAACUUGCAGAAUAUUUCGUUGAUGCUGGUGUAACAAUUAAAGGCUCUAUCAUGGAAUCUUGCGCCGCAACAACUAUCACAGAGCUUUUCCCUCCGGGGCUCCCACGACGAGGCAGUAUAGUCGUUGAAACUCUCAAAUCCCAACAAUCUCUGGAAGGUUCCACAUCUCUUGAUCUUGCUACCGGUUUUGGAGACUCAGAACUUGUACAAAAGAUCUUGAAUAGAAGUCAGCCCUCCAGCCCCCAAGUGUUACGUGCAUUGCAUACGGCGGUAUUGAAUUACCAUACAGGAUGUGUUAGAAUCCUUCUUCAUUGGCUAGCCGUCCAAAGUCGGAACAAGAAUUGCCUCGAGGCCGAGCAUACAGUGAUCACUCACCCUGAAUAUCUUUCGGCACCAUUACUUUUCGCAGAGCACAAUGGCAGUCUCAGAGUUAGGCACGAGCCCCUAGCUACUGCACUAAACUUAGCGGCAAACUGUUCAAAUGACUCUUUUCGGGUCAUAAACGAGCUUCUAUCACAUGGUGCAGAUCUAGAAGCUCGUGAUCAAUAUGGAGACACGGCGCUUCAUCAUGCCUUGUUUAAUGGAAGUUUAAAAGCAGCCAUGAUUUUAGUAUUUGCUGGGGCGAAUGUGAACUCUAUAAGCGGUAAAAAGCGCAGUCCAAUCCAACUGGCUCUGGCGUACUGUACGCCAAAUAUAGUUUCCCUUUUGCACAAGUUUGGAGCAAGCCUAGAGACUGAUAUGUACAGCAGAGGAGAUUUGCUAUCAGUUGCUAUCCAAAGAUCUAGCCCUGAAAUGGUACACGCUUUAAUGAAAUUGGGUGUGAAUUUGAAUACGGAGGAUCAAACAGGAGUACCAAUCUUACUCACAGCUUUGAAAUAUCUCGAAGAGGACUUCAUUCUGGAACUUUUACCUGAAAUUGAUGUUAUUCGACAUAAAAAAUUGGGUACUAUGCUUAACCAGGCCUCAGCUCAAAGUUUGUCAAAAAUUAUAUCUGUUCUGCUUAGCCGAGAAUUUAAGGUACCAGGAGAUAUCAAUGAAUAUGUGAACCAUGCGGGGGAAGAUGGUGCGCCGCUCUAUUUAGCAGCCAUUGGGAAAAAAAUCAACACAAGGGUGGAAUGUAUGGAGCUCCUAAUCCACCAUGGUGCUGAGAUAGAUCUUGUCAGUGGUCCUCAGGGAACCUCUCUCAUGGCCGCAUGCUAUCACGGUGCAUACAAUUCCGUGGUGUAUUUAUUGAAGCAUGGGGCAAGCACCACGUGCAAAAAGCGCGACGGAAUCGAAACCACUGCCAUGCAGGCAGCCUACUUGCACAAGGAUAUAAUGCUAUUGCUGCAAAGCUUUCAAGACGACGGGCCAAAGGCUUUGGAGGAGCCAAGAACAGUCAUGAAUGCAAAUAUUCCAAUGCUUGAGUGGUGUAUGUUGAGACUGGAGAAUAAUGAGAAGGAAGCGGAACGAGAAAAUCACCUAAGCCUGUUGGCUUCCUCUCAGCCUUGGUGGACCGAAGAUAUAGAUACAGAUGAGGAUUAG
This is a messenger RNA of Botrytis deweyae, 6963 nucleotides long. RefSeq lists its product as uncharacterized. The record is from RefSeq and is a predicted model, not a curated record. The transcript has 11 exons. Lineage: Eukaryota; Fungi; Ascomycota; Leotiomycetes; Helotiales; Sclerotiniaceae. Gene Ontology annotation, molecular function: protein binding. Bases 1 to 6963 code for a protein of 2320 amino acids.